GUCAUGUUCUGUUAUAAUCUCUACCCGGCACAGCCAGAAGAGGACUGGCCACCCCACAUAGCCCGGUUCCUCUCUAGGUUUCUUCCUAGGUUUUGGCCUUUCUAGGGAGUUUUUCCUAGCCACCGUGCUUUUACACCUGCAUUGUUUGCUGUUUGGGGUUUUAGGCUGGGUUUCUGUACAGCACUUUGAGAUAUCAGCUGAUGUACGAAGGGCUAUAUAAAUAAAUUUGAUUUGAUUUGAUGGUGUCAUCAAAUCUAGAGUUGGCCAUCCAGUACCUCACAGUACAACAGUUGACAAUAAACAUCCUACAAAUACCUCACAGAAAAACAGAUGAUGACAUUGCACCACACAAUAACCGAUGACAUAAUUUCCUCUCAGUGACUCCUCCAAAAAACAUCCCGACUCAAAGGCCAAUGACAUCAUACAGUACCCCCCCCACAGUGGCCAUUGACUGCUAAACAAACACUCCCACAGACCGACAUCAUUAUGCCUGCUCUUGUACUGAUCCAAGUCCAACACAGUAGUUCAGCUCUCUCUCAGCCAUUUCGCUGAUGCCAUGUAAAAGGUAAACAUCGACUGUCAAAGCCCCACAUUGACUGUACAGAGUAUAUUUCGAGUAGUUUGAGAGCCAACAUUGCUCUGUUCCUCUUGUCUGAGGGUUUUUGUUUUUCCUUCUCUGUCCAGGCAUGCUGCAGUGAGAAUCCUCUGUGAAAUGUUAGUGCAUUGCAUUCCUGACCUCUAAUUCCCUGUUACUGAUUGGUGUGUGUGUGUGCACGGUAGUUCGUGCGUGCUUUAAGCAGUGGGACCAGUGCAUAAAACAUCCUGAAUUAGCCUCCAGUCUGGAUAAGCUGCAUGUGUCACAUGCAAAAAUUUUUUAUCCACACCAAUGAAUUGCUUCAUCUCCAGCCCCUGUGGUCAGUCUGUGUGGAUCUGAGAGGCUGGAGGGAGAGUCUCAGAGCUCUGCUCCUGAGAUGGUCACAUGAUAAGGCUGAGCACAUGUAUUACUAAUGCAUGGAGAGCAUCAGUGGACCACUCACUUUGAUCUAGCAGCCAGUCCUCAUUAAACCUGCUGAUUGUCUGUGUAGAGCGAGAAGGCAAAACCCAUAGAGAUCAGAGCAAGGUGAUGGUCAAUGAAGUUCCAGAUGCACUAUGUUCCAGAUAACAGUAGCAACAACCACAAAAGCAUGUAGGAGCAACAACAUGGACUCGGGGUUAAAGAGGUAGUUCACCCAAAUUACUAUAAACUCAUUUUAUGGAGAACAUGUGACUAUUUAAUCUGGGAAAUAGUUUUUACAGUCUUUAAAAUAUAUUUCAAAAGCCUGUCUGAUAGAGCCAAUACAUUUCCCUGUGUUACAGGUAUGCUGUUGGACUGAGGAUUAAAGCCUGUUGCCAUAUAUUUGAAAUGUAAUGAAGUCCAGUGGGAGUAAUGAAAGCUCUGCUGAUACAAAGAGGGCAAACCAAUCUCUGUCAAGGGCUCUGCGAUGAAAACAAAGAGAAUCUGUUUACUGGAAAUGUGUGCGAGGUAGUCGCCAAAAAGAGGAAAAAAGACUUCUACAAUAACAACACCAAAUCACAGUUUGUUUACCAGGAGAAGUGGAUCUAUGUUCAGAAGGAGAGCACAAGAGAGAGACAUGGAUACUGCACACUAGGGGAAGCCUUCAACCGUCUAGAUUUUUCCAGUGCCACUCAGGACAUCCAGAGAUUUACCUAUGUGGCAAAACUCCUCCAGCUCAUAGCCAGGUCUCAGCUGCCGUCCCUCAGUGGAGCAGCUCAGAAGAACUACUUCAACGUGCUGGAGAAGAUCGUACGGAAGGUUCUGGAGGACCAUCAUAACCCUCGCCUUAUCAAGGAGCUGCUGCAGGACCUGAGCUCCACCCUGUGCAUCCUGACCCGAGGCAUGGGCAAGUCUGUCCUGGUUGGCAACAUCAACAUCUGGGUCUGCAGGCUGGAGACCAUCCUCAACUGGCAGCAGCAGCUCAACAACCUGCAGAUACCCAAGCAAAUGUCCAAUGGUAUGACGCUGCGUGACCUGCCGCUAGACAUGCAGAACAACAUCCUGUACAAGUUCUCCGACGCCUGUGACAUCAUCAACUUGGGACAGGCCACGCCCACUCUUCACAUGCUCAGUGAGGACCGGCACCUGUGGAAGAAGCUGUGCCAGUUUCACUUUGCAGAGAAACAGUUCUGCAGGCAUCUGAUCUUGUCAGAGAGGGGCCAUGUGGACUGGAAGGUCAUGUACUACACCCUACAGAAAUACUACCCCAAGAGAGAGCAGUACGGAGACACACUGCACUUCUGCAGACACUGUAGCAUCCUCUUCUGGAAGGACUCUGGACAUCCUUGUACAGCCAACGAUCCCAACAACUGCCUCGUGCCUGUUUCACCUCAGCACUUCAUAGACCUCUUCAAAUUUUAGACCUCCUUUUGAUACUCCAGACCAGGAGAGGGGUGACUUACCCCCUCCUUGCCUCUCCUCUCCUCUCCGUGUAUAGUGUGUGUAAAAACAAAGGGCUCAGAGGAAGAAGACGUUUUGUUGUUUUAUAUUUUUCUGCAUACAUUUGACUCUGACUGAAAACAACAGAGAGGAAAAGAGGAGAUAUGUUUUUGAGUGUGAGGCAUGGAUGGCAUGAAAGAGAACUGCAGUGCUCAUUAUUGACACCUUGUUGGGAAAUAACUGAUUAUUCCAUGUGAUGGCUUGGUGGCCAUUUUGCCUUCCGUUUAAUUUUUUCCUUCUUGGUAACAGAAUGUAUGUCCAAUGUAGAUGUAGGUCUCUGUUUAUGUACAGUAUAUCUCCUCCUGUGUAUUUUCGCCAUGCAUAUUUGAGGCGUCAACACUAAAAAUAAAUGUACAUGUUUGCUGUAACAAUGACUUUUUACGAUACACCUUUUGUCAGAAAUUUCAAGUAGACAGUAAUGAAAUGUGAACAUGACUUUAUGGGGGGUUGUAAUAUUGCUUUAACAUUCCAACUGAGAUGUAACUUAUAACUGAGAUGUAACCUACUCUUGUUGGUAUAAUCAUUCAUUUCCUGUGAUGGAAGCGAACUAAUUAUAAUAAAGGCAUUCAUGGCUGUGGUUGCUAUGGGAAUCA
Molecule: messenger RNA, 3087 nt
Organism: Oncorhynchus keta (chum salmon)
Lineage: Eukaryota; Metazoa; Chordata; Actinopteri; Salmoniformes; Salmonidae
Gene: fbxo25
Product: F-box protein 25
Exons: 9
Coding region: 1427-2416 (329 amino acids)
Biological process (GO): protein ubiquitination
Cellular component (GO): SCF ubiquitin ligase complex; cytoplasm; nucleus
Molecular function (GO): protein binding
Source: RefSeq, a predicted model, not a curated record